AUGAUUUCCUUAUUCUUUUGCGGAGUUAGUUGCAGAGAUUCGACCAAUCUUUAUGCAUCUCAACAAGGCACAGGUGAUUGUUUCACAUCAGAGUGUUCUUUUAACGAAGCGAUGUUGACACUUCGCUGUGCAGAUGUAAUUCAUUUAAAGGACAAAAUAGUAUAUCCACCAUCAUAUCCGUCAGAAUUUUCCGAUUUAAUUGAGAACGCCGCUCAAUCAAAUGUCACACUUAUGGCACGUGAAGAAGGAACUGUAAUUGAUGGCAGCUUUUUAACAGGCGGUGUUAUGUAUUAUCUUGAAAACCAACGCCGUUUCACAUGGUGCAAGAUGGUUGGUUUUACAUUCCGUAAUUUCCAGAAAUUGAUUAUGUCUCGUCAACACACAUGGUCUGUUUAUCCAAUGAUGAUUUUCCAAGAUUGCACAUUCGAAGAUUCAACAGCAGACUUAUUCUCAUGCUCUGGCGGUGUUUGGGUUUUCAUAAACUGCAAUUUCAAGAAUCUUAAGGGCAAACCAUUCAAGGCUCUCUCAGAAGCUCAAGUAGAAUUUAUUGACUGCCAAUUCGAAAAUACUUCUUCAAUCUUCGGCUACGGUGCUGAUAUGAUGUUCAGAAAUUGCAUUUUCAAGGACAGUAUCGGCCAGCGUGGUGGCUCAAUCUAUGCUUCUAAGUCCACACUCUACGUUAAUAAAUGCAAAUUCAUCAAUACUCGUGCUGCUUUAUACGGUGGCGCAAUUUACAUCAGAGAUUCAAGAGAAGUCUACGAAAGUGAGAUCUCUAACUCUUGCUUCCUCAAUACACAAGCUAAAAAUGGUACUGCGAUAUACGGAUAUCUCUCAUUUUUGACAGUCCACGAUAACGUGUUCUCUUCACAAAACGACAGACAACAGACAGUCUUCAACUUCGGAGAAGAAGUUAAAAUGAGCAAUAACAACUUCGGAGGUGACGCAGAAGCGUGCAUUCGCAAACACGAGCCUCUGAACGAGCCAGACCUUUACUACCCAUGCGAUACUUACCAGAACCACCAGUUCGAUGACGCCCAUGGAAACUUCUUCAUGGACUUCUCGAACCAGGACGAUCCUCUCGAAGAAAUUAUUAACUAA
This is a messenger RNA of Trichomonas vaginalis G3, 1098 nucleotides long. Its product is annotated as pectin lyase-like family. The transcript has a single exon. The record is from RefSeq and is a predicted model, not a curated record. Lineage: Eukaryota; Parabasalia; Trichomonadida; Trichomonadidae. Bases 1 to 1098 code for a protein of 365 amino acids.